Dioscorea cayenensis subsp. rotundata (Guinea yam) is the source of this 2100-nucleotide messenger RNA. RefSeq lists its product as uncharacterized. The coding region runs from base 1543 to 2100 and encodes 185 amino acids. Gene Ontology annotation, molecular function: ATP binding. The transcript has 6 exons. The record is from RefSeq and is a predicted model, not a curated record. NCBI's taxonomy places the organism in Eukaryota, Viridiplantae, Streptophyta, Magnoliopsida, Dioscoreales, Dioscoreaceae.
CUAAAGUUAUCUAUGAUCAUAAGUAAAGAAUACUUCACCACCAUUGAGGUCUUAUUCAUGUGCAUUGUUGCAUUCUUUUCUUUUUUGAAGGACCAUAGGAUUUUUAUUCUAUGCUUUAUCUUCUGCCUGCUAUGCCAAUUCUUCCCUACAUGUAUGAUUAUCCUCACUCCCUUCAAUCUUUCAAGGACAAAAUGUUAGUGUGGCCAUCCUUAUUGAAGACAUUUGGGCCCAUCAGCUUAUAUAUCAAGAACACCUUCCUAAUGUUAUACUUUCUGGACAAGUAUUCAUAAUUUAAAAUUAAAAGAGCAAAAUUAAGUGUGUUAGAAAAGAUAUUUACCAUAUCCACACAAAUGCAUCAUUUGAAAAAGAGAAACUAAAAAGGCUGUAGUAAAAAGGGUUCUAUCAAAGGGGUGAGCUUUAUCUCUAAGGAAUAACGUGUUAUGGCUUUUCUUUCCGAGAAACAUCAAUCAGCUUCUUAUAUCUAAACUAAUAAUAUUGUCCUUUAUCAGGAUCUAUUUCCCUCAGAUAAUUGUUAUAUGGAACAUAUAUUGAUGCUUUGGAAUGGUCACAGAUGGUUUGUUGUUAAAUAUCUGCUAGGGUCUUCAGCCCAGUUAUUUCUGUUUGCAUGAAUAAUGCAAUAUCAGUGAGCUGGUUUUCUUGUUGAUGUUGGUUAUCUACUGUCUGGUUUUCAAGAAAACUACCAGUAGAAAAUACAGGUCGGUCACUUGGUCCUUCAACAUUGUGCUGUUUUGCAAGAAAAUUGAAGAGGCUUGCUUUGCUUUUCCAGUUUAGGAACCAAAGGGCAUGGCAGCCCUUUGUUUUGCAAAACGGUCAUUGUUAUACAUACAAGUGCAUUUUAUGGUAGUAAUUUUUGUAGUUUGAGAACUUGCGAGUUUCUUAUCAGUUUUAUUGCAAUCAAUGGCAUCAUUUCAUAAGGAUAAUUUGGCACAGAUUUGAAUUAAUCUGCAACCUGUGCAUCAUUUGAUGGAACUAAUAGAUCCUGUGCAAUACGUGAACUUCAUAUAUAUGGAAGCACCAUUUUUAGUAUAUUCUACUGCACAUCUUCUUUUGGUUUUUUCUUCAGAGUAGUGCUAUUUUGUAUUGGUAAUCCAUGCAAUCGCUGUCAACUUUCCAGGGUCUUAGUUUCAGUCCAGAAAUGCAGAAAAAGUCUACUAAAUAUUUUUCUGGAGGUGGUAUAUGCGAAUAGCUCCAACACGUGCUUUAUUCGUCGAGCUUGACUUGCUACUUCUUGAUGAGCCUACGAUAACUUUGAUUGUGUUAUAUUGUAAACUCUUCUAUUGGUUGAUUAAAUGAAAAUCCUUUCUUUGUUAUAGAAUCAUCUUGAUCUUCAUGGUGUGUUAUGGCUGGAGUCCUACCUAGUGAAAUGGCCAAAGGCGUUCAUUGUUGUUUCUCAUGCUAGGAAGUUCCUAAAUACGGUAGUUACAGAUAUACUCCAUUUACAUAAUCAAAAACUGAUUGUUUAUAAGGGAGACUAUUAUACCUUUGAAAGAACACGCGAGGAGCAGCUCCGAAAUCAGCAGAAUGCCUUUGAGACAAGUGAAAAGGCUAGAGCCCACAUGGAGUACCAGAACAAAAACUACGAGCACACCUAGGUUCUUUUGGUGUCUCAGGCCAUCUUGCACUUCAACCAAUGUAUACUUUGUCAGGUGGUCAGAAAGUAGAGUUGCAUUCUCAAAAAUCACUUUCAAGAAACCGCAUAUAAUUUUGCUAGAUGAGCCGUCAAAUCAUCUUGACUUGGAUGCAGUUGGGGCACUUAUCCAAGGCCUAGUCAUUUUUCAAGGAGGGGUUCUGAUGGUGAGCCAUGAUGAACACUUGAUAUCAAGCAGUAUUUGCUCAAUGAUCCAAAACUCAUUGCAAUCAUAUAUACUCGAGUUAUUAUUAAAAUCUCUCUGUUCGCCAUGUUUAUUUUUCAAGAUGGACAACAAGAUUAUACAAACUUGUCAUUCUACUUCAAUAAAAAAUGAACUAGAUUUUGUACUAUUAGAUGUUUUGACUAUUUUAUUUUGUAUUGGAUUGUUAUUUUGGAUGCUUAUAGAUCGGAUUGUUUAUUUUGCAAUGUAUUAUAAAAGUUAUUGUUGA